CAAUAAAUAGAACUGUUCAUUGAUACAUAGUUAAUUGAAAAAGUAUGUUAAAGUAAAGGAUAAUUGUAUUUAUAAGCAAAAUGCCAAAAACAUUGUGUAAAGAGCUUAAGAAGCACGGUAAUUCAGCUCAAAAAUUGGUAUUUAUGCUAAGAUUAAAAAUUCCUAAAAGGAUGUCUAGUAAGUUUUACCAAAGAGAUACUUCAGUAUGGAUUUAUAGAGCAGCAAUUGUUGAUGGAAUGACACUUUAUGAGCAGGAUGGAGUGUUCAUACAUAUCAAUGUUAACACGCACACAUCAGACAAAAAUGCUCAUCUGCCUGGAAAAAUCUACCUUCUACAAAAGCCGGAAGGCACCUUUGUAGAGUGGAAGGCAGAGGAGCUGGUGUCAGUGGACAGUCACUCAGAGCAGGACUGGGCCAUGAUCAGCAGUGUGGGGUACCAGCCUGACAGGGGGUCAGACACCGCUAAUGACCAGAGAAACGAGAGGAAGCGCUACAAUGUGAGCUUUGACGUCCUUGACCUGAAGAGUUUUAAGCGCAGCGCGCCCAAUCACGGCUGGGCGUACAUCAUCUUCAUACUGAAGGAUGGCACCACCUAUCCUGCCGUGCACUUCCACAACGGAGGCAGCAAGGCUCUACUGAAGCAACUCGAGAAAUUUGUACACAUUAGAAGGUCGCCCACAGACAGCCGACUGUUCAUUGUACAGGACCAGGAUCCCCAGGCCCUCUCCAUGUCCUUUGAUGAGCUCAACCUGUUCCAGGACACGCAAGGCGAUCUUGUCACGAAAUUUAUGAAAGAUCCGUACACAGCGACCAUGGGCGGUUUCUCAAAGGUCACGAACUUCCUCCGGGACGUGUUAAUGCAGGAGGACCCGAAGUCCCCUGUUGAGAAGAUCAAGGACAUCAUCCAUGAGGACAUUCCUGGCAUGGAGAUCAACACAAAGGAGGAGCCUGGAUAUGAACUCGUGUCAAAGACGAAGCUUCCAAGCCGACCAGAAGUAAAGAGGGGCGACCCACUGACCUCCCAGCAGUGGUCCAAGCACAUGGACAAGGAGGGGCGUAUAAUAAACAUUGAUGAAGUAAAGGAUCAAAUAUUCAGAGGGGGUAUUGAGCAUGCCUUGCGUGUGGACAUUUGGAAGUUUCUACUGGGCACAUAUGAAUGGGAUUCCACAUUUGCAAGUAGAGUAGUAACCCGCAAAAGGAAAUUAGACGACUAUUUCCGCAUGAAGUUGCAGUGGACAACCAUCCGAGUAGAACAGGAGAAACGCUUCUCAACUUACAGGGAUAGAAAGACACUGAUUGAAAAAGAUGUGACCCGCACAGACCGAACACACAAGUUCUUUGAAGGAGAAGGCAACCCAAAUCUGCAGGUGUUGAAUGAUAUCCUUCUGACCUACUGCAUGUACAACUUUGAUUUAGGGUAUGUGCAGGGUAUGAGUGACCUGCUGUCCCCUAUACUGGUUGUCAUGGAAAACGAGGUGGACGCAUUCUGGUGCUUUGCUGGCUUCAUGGAGCGUGUCUGUGAUAAUUUCCAAAUGUCCCAAGAAGGGAUGAAGACACAGCUGUCCCAGAUUCACAAACUGAUGCAAUACACUGACCCGGAACUGUGCAAUUACCUGGAGAGUCACGAUUCGGGCAACUUCUACUUCUGUUUCCGCUGGAUUCUGAUCCUGUUCAAGCGAGAAUUCUCCUUCACUGAUGCAAUGAGGCUCUGGGAGGUGAUAUGGACGGACCGGCCAUGUAAGAAUUUCCAUCUGCUGAUAUGCCUGGCCAUCUUGGACACGGAGAAGACCACUUUGAUGGAGAACAAGUUCGGACUUACAGAGAUAUUAAAACAUAUCAACGACAUGAGCAUGGCGAUACACCUUGAGGAGACGUUAAUGAAAGCUGAAGGAAUAUACUUGCAGUUAAAAAACGCAAAACAUUUACCAGAUAACGUGAAAGAAAUCCUUGGCUUCCCAACUUCCUCUCCGUCCAGUUCUGGUUCCGCACCAAGUUCCGGAAAGACAACCCCGGUUAAUGCUGAUAUUCGUGCUUCCCCGAUCCCUUCAAGGUCAAAUACACCAGUCUCCGUUCCCCUGACAACAGUGGGCUAUGGAAAAGGGGCCAGCGCUCGUUAUCAACCAGUCAACACAAGUGAAAAUGGACAGAAAUCGUCGUCAAAUGGCUUAAGUGGUGAUGAAAGUAUUGAAAUUCUGCCGGACUCGAGUUUCAGUUCUUUCAGUAACUAUAGUUGAAUCAAAAGUAGUAUGUGGAUAAGUGGAUACCAUGGCUAUGUGUAAGACAUAAUAACUAUCGCCACUGACUUGGACUAAGGUUGAAAGUACGUCUGAACCUCUCUCUGGGAAAGCCAGGCUUAAUGACUGUGCGUAGAGUGUUUUCCCAAGAUUUGCCUCUGUAGUGUGCACAGGCUAAUCAGGGACAACACUGUCACGUAAACUGGAUUAAAAAAAAAAAAUCCAUAAAAGCUAUAAGUGCUGUCCCUUAUUAAUAUUAGCCUUUGCAGACUGCACAGGCUGGUCUGGGAAUACACUUUAGACACAUGUUUUAGCCCCAUGUUCCCAGAGCAUGCCUCAUUAAUGUAAGUAUUCUGAGUGCAAUGGUUCUAGAGCUGCUUUGCCUAUUGAAACAGAUUGGAAUCUACUUUGUUGUUAUAAAAACAAUCAUUGCACCAAAAGCUAUCAAUUAAAGUGGUUAUAUUAAAUUCAUAGAUUAUGAUUCACAUGAACAUUAUGUAUUGAAUUAUAAGUGCUAUUCUCUUGCAUUUUUGCAAAUGCUUAUUAAAUGGUAUUGAUGAUAUGCACAUAAUUAGCAGUCAUAUAUAGUAAACCAGUAUGACUCAAAAUUGUAUCUUCUACAACUUAUCUUUUUUUUGCCUCUCACCAUAUCUAGUACAAAAAUGUUCCUACAGUUACAGAGAACACUGUGGCUAUGAUGUAAUGAUUAUUUUGUUGUAUUAUUUAAACCAUGUUUAUCAACUUUUGAUCAACUAACAAUCAAUUUAUGGAAAGGGAUUCUUUAUUCAUAGGAUAUAUCUUGUUAAAAACUUGUGUUCUGCAAAAUGUGUUUGUUUGAGUUCAGUCAGAAUGAUAUUUGUUACGAACCUUCUGAAUUGUUUUUUAUGCCCCCAGAAGGGUGGCAUAUAGCAGUUGAACUGUCCGUCUGUCUCUGUCCUUCCGAAAACUUUAACAUUGGCCAUAACUUUUGCAAUAUUGAAGAUAGCAACUUGAUAUUUGGCAUGCAAGUGUAUCUCAUUAAGCUGCACAUUUUGAGUGGUGAAAGGUCAAUGUCAAGGUCAUCCUUCAAGGUCAAAAGUAAAAAAUAUAAUCCAAGGGAAGAAAUAAGCUAUAAAAGGGAGAUCAUUUCUAAACCUGCCAUAUGAUAUAUUAAAAUUAUAUUUCAAAGCGUCGCAAUAGGGGGCAUUGUGUUUCUGACAAACACAUCUCUUGUUUAAACAAUAAAUAAAAUAAACAAAAGUGAUAUGUUUGAAUGAUAAAUUCAAUUCAAUUUCAAACUAAAAAGCAUUCCUUCUGAGUUGCUUCAUUGAGGCAUAAAAUAACAGUAGUGAAGCCGCCAUCUCAUAUUACUACUUGAAAGCAACUCAUUAUUACUAUCUGUGUUAUUAAAAAUCUGGUCAACAAGCAUGACCAGUUACAGCAGUGCAAGGCAUGACCAGUUACAGCAGUGCAAGGCAUGACCAGUUACAGCAGUGCAAGGCAUGACCAGUUACAGCAGUGCAAGGCACGCAGGGUUGCGUUAAUGUUGAUCACUAUGGUACAUACAGGCACAUUUAUUUAUUAUGAAUGGCGUGAUCAGUUUAUGUUGAAAAACAAAACAUUUUUUUCCCUUUCUGUAAUUGUUUUUAAUUUCGAAAUAUUCACUGCAUUUGUUGAUUUGUAUUUCUGGUAUUUUAUUACAAAUACAAGAAGAAUCUUUCUAAUAAUUAUAAUGUAGCAUAAAAUCAAAAUGAGCUUUUUUAAAUUUUAUUUUGGAUGAUUUAAUAUGACAAGAGUACACUGUAAUAAAUGUUGAUAACUGUUAAACAAUGUUUGCAUCUUGCAUUAAUUUUUUAAAAUAUUAGUGCACAUAUUCCAGUUAGCAAGAUUAUUUUGAUAAAAAGAGAAUACAUGGGUGGUGCCGAAAUGGAGAAAAUUUAUCCGGUGAGGCUUAGAAAAAGAAAAUAGGGCGAGCUUUAGCAAGCCCUAUUUUUCUUUUUCGGGCCGAACCGGAUAAACUUUCUCCAUCUCGGCACCAACCAUAUAUUCUAUUUAUCCUGUUUCAUGCCGUUGACACAUUUUAUCAAAGACAAUUGAUAAAUUGUCAUUACAAUAUAAUUAUUCUUGUCGAGCCUCCUACAUGUACACAACAUUCCAUAUGACCGAAUAACUACCGAUUGUGUAACGUAAAAAUAGUUCAACUUAAAACUAUUAAUUUUAAUACUUUCCUUUUGAAAAUAUGCGAAGAAAGUAAAAACGAAUCGGGAAUGUGAUCUUUUUCUUGGUUAAAAUGAAAAAAAUGCAGCAUCAAAACAAAAACUAAAUUUUAUUUACCUUUAUGACAACUUUAAUCCGUUGCUUAUAACAAUACAUUUACAACAUUAAUGAACGACAAACACACAAUCCGAAAUACGUGUAUGAUAUUUUCAAUGCUUUAAAAAAUAUUUAAAAAUACUGUUAAAACCACCAUGUCAAAAUUGUUGUCACUAAAAUCCUGAGAGAAACUAGAUAGUAUGUUUCGUCAGAGAAAUGACGUCACACUGUAGUAGAUACGUCAUAAAUUGCGUAAUAAAGGAGAUGAAAAUGAUAAAUACGGAAAGCUGGUUUGGUAAUAAAUUUUAAAGAAGAAAAAAGGAUGAUAUAUUAUAUAACGAUAACAUUCAUGAUGCGUCCCUAUAAAUUUCAAAGAUCAAAUAUUAGAACAUGUUUAUCGUCACAGCCUGCGUAGGAAUACACUACUUCCUGUUGACCGGAGAUAGGAAAAUUUAUUCGACCCUGCUUUAUUCGGUCAAUGUUUGCAACAGAAGCAGGAUAAAUUGAAUUAUUAGAUUUCCAUUUAAUUGUUGGUAUACGACCCAGUGAGGAUCCAUUUAGAUUAAUUGAAAAAAGAACAACUUAAAAUGCUUAUAUGUGCAAUUUAGUUUUUUAAAUAAUUUUCUUUGAUAUGUUUGUCACAUUUCAUUGCAAGCUACAUACGAGCCUCAUUCUGGGAAAACUGAGCUUAAUGGAUGUGCAAAGUGUCGUCCCAGAUUAGCCUGUGUAGACCACUUAAUGGAUGUGCAAAGUGUUGUCCCAGAUUAGCCUGUGUAGACCACUUAAUGGAUGUGCAAAGUGUUGUCCCAGAUUAGCCUGUGUAGACCACUUUAUGGAUGUGCAAAGUGUCGUCCCAGAUUAGCCUGUGCAGACUGCAUGGAUGUGCAAAGUGUCGUCCCAGAUAAGCCUGUGCAGACUGCAUGGAUGACACUUAAUGCCAAAACUUGAUUUUUGUUUAUAAGGGCCCAUAUUUACAAUAGACAAAAAACUUCAAAAGGGGAAAUUGUCGUCCCUGAUAAGCCUGUGUUGACAGCACAGGCUAUUCUGGACAACCCUUUCAUGACCAUGAAUUAACCCCAAUUUUCCCAGAACAAGGCCUCAUAUAGAGAGUGCAUUUAAAUAAACAAAUUCAACUCAUUUUGACCACUUUUCUAUGUUAACUUUGAUAUAUCAUUUUCAAUUGUUCACUAAUAUUAUUUUUGUGUAACAUUUCUGUAUAUACCUGAUAUUGUGAUUUCCUUGUCAAUCAUGUCCCUUAUGCCUUUUUAAAGAUAUUCUUUGAAUGUCAGAUUGUUUUUUUUUGCUGAGUAAGACCAUACAAUUCAAGGGUCGGUUUUAUUCUGCUUAUUCGCCGAUUUGCAUCAGUAUAUUUUUUGCAAAAUUGCAUGAUAAAAAAAAAGCAUACAUUCAAGUAAAAAACAAACAACUACAGAUAACAAAUUGACAUGUUUGCCAGCCAAAUUGCUAGGACGUUGAUUAAAGGAAUGUGAUAUUUAAAAUUGUUCGUAGACAGUAAAUGGUGUUUCUUGGGUAUUGACCUCAACAGACUUGUAUGUAAAUCCUUCAGUGAUCUUUCAAUAGCUGAUGUGUUCAGGGAAAGUAUUGUCAGUGCUUUGCAGAAAAAUUUGCAAAACAGCAGUAUGAAUGUUCAAAUAUAACACCUUUGAUUCUGGUUGCAUGCCACAGAAAAUAUGGCCAUGAGCAAAUAUUAAGAUAUUUUAUAUUAAACGAUGACUAGUUACGUGAUAAAAUGCAACAAAACAGCACUGAGAAUGACAGGAGGGAAGUACAAUAUAACCGAUAAAAUUACAUUAUGAAAUUUAUGCCUUUUGUGCUGAAAUGUGUGAGUUCAUUAUGCAUUGUCAUGCUAUAUAUAUUUGGUUUGUUACGCAAGUUUUAUAUAAGAUGUAUUUUUUGAAAAUUAAUUAUUAUUGCUUAUAUUAUAUUUAUUAAAUAACUUAAUUAUUUGUUUAUUUAUAACUAAUGUGAUUUUCUGCUAUAUAAAAAGUAUCAAAACACAAAUAAAUUAGAAAGUAAUGCGCACUAUGUUUUAUGUGUUUCACCUUAAAUUUUACAUGUACGGUAUACAAAUGAUACUAUCAAGUAAGUUGUCAUAACAGCAGUACUUUAUUGAGGAUUGCAAAUGUGAUGGGUUGUGUGUGAUAAAGUUUAAGAACAAUUUAACUUUGUUAAUAAUUAUCAAUUAAUUACAAUUAAUUGUGGA
Messenger RNA from Dreissena polymorpha, 6750 nucleotides. Its product is annotated as TBC1 domain family member 15-like. Gene Ontology annotation, biological process: activation of GTPase activity. The coding region runs from base 81 to 2234 and encodes 717 amino acids. The record is from RefSeq and is a predicted model, not a curated record. NCBI's taxonomy places the organism in Eukaryota, Metazoa, Mollusca, Bivalvia, Myida, Dreissenidae. Gene Ontology annotation, molecular function: GTPase activator activity. The transcript is spliced from 15 exons.